GCAGCAUCUAGGCUGUUAAUGUGGAAUACAGUGAAGACAAGAUCUUUUGAGUUUUUUCGAAUACAAGUUUGCGUAAAAUCGUCCUGCUCUACCUAUUUCUAACUCUCCCACUGGUGCAUAUUUUUUUUUCUCCAUCUCCGAACGUGACACUGUUGAUCAGUCGCCGUCGCGGAUAUUUGCUUCUUGCAAAACUUGGAGUUGGUGUCGCCCGGGCUGCCCUGCCUUCACUCGAGUGCUGAUCUUCGCAGGAGGCGCCUGUGUUUGCUUGAUUUGCUGGAGGCGCACAUGCACAGGCGUCCCCACCGCUUCACCCAAAACAGCGACUCCUCCUGACAGAGAAAACCCCCUCGUCUGGAAGGAGGAGGUGGAGGUGGAGAAAAACGGAGGGAGAAAAGCAAGAGAGAGUGGGUGAAUGUGCUGUGCGGACGCUGCUGCAGCCGGCUAUUGGACAUUUAAAGGAGGCGAUGCUGCUGAACAUGACACAGCCGAUGAACUAAAACAUCCCUGUGCAGGUAUGAAAAAUCCUCUCAGACCUCGGUGCGCGUGAGUUUUGGCAUAUAUCCUGUCAUCAAGACUGCAUGUAUGGAAUUACGCAUGAACUGAUCUCAUUUCCAACCAUGUCCAAGAAUUUUCCGACCGACGACGAUGACAGCUGUCCUGCAAUCGCAGUUAUCAUGUAGUGUUUGGACUAAAAAGAAACCCAUCUCCAGGAAAAAAUCGUAUUCUUUACAUUUCACAUCACGGAACGGACCGCUCAGCCGCCAACAUGGGACUGUGACACGGGCUGCGAGCUCCGAGAAGCGGCUGUUUGUGUAGUCUGUGCUCCGUGCGCAGACUGGACCUGAGCAGUUGUGACAUUUUGAGCCAUGGCUGCUGCUAUCGCGAGUGGGCUGAUCAGGCAGAAGAGACAGGCACGGGAGCAGCAUUUGGACCGGCCCGCGACAAACCGACGGAGGAAGAGCCCCAACAAAAACAAGGGGCUCUGCAAUGGGAACCUGGUCGACAUCUUCUCUAAAGUGCGCAUCUUCGGCCUCAGGAAGCGGAGACUACGGAGACAAGAUCCCCAGCUCAAGGGUAUAGUGACCAGGUUAUAUUGCAGGCAGGGAUACUACUUGCAAAUGAACCCCGAUGGCUCUCUUGAUGGGACCAAGGAUGACAGCAGUAAUUCCUCUUUGUUCAACCUUAUUCCUGUGGGCCUCAGAGUUGUCGCCAUUCAGUCCGUGAAGACAGGGUUAUACAUCGCCAUGAACGGGGAGGGCCUUGUGUACACAUCAGAACUCUUUACAGCGGAGUGCAAGUUCAAGGAGUCGGUGUUCGAGAACUACUAUGUGAUCUACUCGUCCAUGUUGUACAGACAACAGGAGUCGGGGAGGGCUUGGUUCCUAGGGCUCAACAAAGACGGCCAAGCCAUGAAGGGGAACCGGGUGAAAAAAACAAAACCAGCUGCUCACUUCCUGCCCAAGCCAUUAGAAGUUGCCAUGUACAGAGAGCCAUCGUUGCAUGAUGUAGGAGAGACGGUGCCGAAGGCGGCCGUACCCCCCAGUAAAAGCACAAGUGAGCCGGCGGUUAUGAACGGAGGUAAACCUGUCAACAAGCCCGACAAGCCCCCCACAUAGCCACACCUGGAGGGAACCCAGUGUGUGUGUGUGCGCGUGCUCGGAAGGGCAGGAGGCAGGGCAUCUCUUAACUAGACUCCAGACCCUCUUUUCUUCUGCGGAUCAAAAACCCAGGCAAACCUCCCACCCUUCCUGUCUCCUCUUUGCUCCUCCCUUCCUCUUUUUUUCUCCGCCUCGUCCUCGUCGGGUUCUGCGGGGGUAGGGGGAGGGGGGGCAGAGUUUCUCCAGCACAGGAGGGAAGAGGACCUCCGAUUCAUGGAAUGCCUUUAGAUUCCUCUGAAACUGUGAGAAUUCAUAUUUCACAACGGCGCUUGUGGUACUGUGCUUGCUGACGGUUCAUUCAAGAAACCAUCCCCCUCUUCCUCUCUGUGCGGCUCUGUGACAGCAGAGUCUGUGUACCUUCAGAUCUAUUUUCUAUACCACAGUUCACCAGCUAUGUUCUGGGAUAGAGACUGUAUAGAUAGAGUAAAUAUUUGGACUGUCGUCCUCUAUUUUUUACGAGUAUGUUCCCCUCUCCCUCUCUUUCUAUCUCUAGUCACACACUUUUCUCUUUGUCAAGUAACCCAAAAAAAGAUCAAAACCAUUUUGCAAGAGAGUCGUGUGAUUUUCUAAGAAACUUAUUCACACAGAUGGGGCAUAAAAACAAAACAAACGUGUAAAAAAAAUACAAAAAAAAUAGUCUUGCCUACAACAUGCACACACACUUACAGACAGACGUUUAAAAGUAUGCAGGAAAAAUCUGAGAUGUUGCUUUUUACUGCUGAUCAAAACCACACUGGAGGCUGGCAGAAAGCUCCUGCAAUCAUAGUUGAUGAAGUGCUAAUUACCACCACUGCAAUCAAUGCGAGAAGCUCCCUACACACACAAACGUACACACACAGACUCCCCUCUAAACAGAUGUGUGUGUGUGUGUGUGUGUGUGUGGGUGGAAGAGCGCUGUAAAGGAAUGGUGUAUACAUAUCACUAUCUAAGUCCCACCAGCGGUUCAAUCCGCCUUCUCUGGUAAAUAGAAAAACCUGAAGUCUAUUUUUCUUUAAGCUUAUUUCUGAGCGUGGGCUCUAGGAAUAUCUCUAGGCCUUGUAGGCCUCCGUCCCUCACUCACUGACUUCUCUGGACUGCGAGGCUUGUGGCUUUGACCCAGAUGGUCUCUAACUGCAGCACUGGCAGCCAUCUUAAGGCAGCGUCUACUUAUAGCCAGUAAACAACAUGGCUGAAAACCAAGUAGGCGACGUUUAUAUUGGCUGCACUCCUAUUUGGUUCAGCAAACUAAAGCAUGGGCAAGGUUAAAAAAAUUGUGUUCUCUCUUCUUGCAGCAGUUAUACAAGAGAUGGCUUCUAUUGUAACAUUUUCACUGUAUAAAACUUAGGGAAAAUGACUAUUAAAACGUUUUUAAAUGACUAGAUAUUAUUAUUAUUAUUACUACUACGAGAGGAUUUGUCUCCUAGCUCAGCAUGCAGAGUCCAGUACUGAUCAUCUUGGCCUAUCACGUGCCUGUUUGGACCUUGAUUCCCGGCAUGCAAAAACAGGUUCCCAGUCCCCCACUGGGCCAAAGGUGCCUCACCCACCCGAUACUACAUCUAUGUAGAGGACACGUAGCAUUAUCCAUGUUAAGAAAAAAACCACACUCAGAUGUACUCGUUCAGAAAUGACCAAAGUCUUUUUUUCAUCCCAAGAAGGAACUGAUUCUUUAGGACAAAAAAAAACAAAA
Messenger RNA from Labrus mixtus (cuckoo wrasse), 3324 nucleotides. It is a transcript of the gene fgf14, whose product is annotated as fibroblast growth factor 14. Gene Ontology annotation, molecular function: growth factor activity; fibroblast growth factor receptor binding. Gene Ontology annotation, biological process: cell differentiation; positive regulation of cell population proliferation; regulation of cell migration. The record is from RefSeq and is a predicted model, not a curated record. Bases 867 to 1616 code for a protein of 249 amino acids. The transcript is spliced from 5 exons. Lineage: Eukaryota; Metazoa; Chordata; Actinopteri; Labriformes; Labridae. Gene Ontology annotation, cellular component: cytoplasm.